UGAGGCAGAGAACGAGAAAACUGAUAAAAACGUAACGCAAAGUGUGGAAAUUGCAAAAUUACUGUGAGAGAUGACGAGUUUUCGCAAAAGAACCGUACAGAAGCCCAUAAGAGGCACACGCACUAGUCCGCAUACGGCUCAGGUGAUUACCUCCAGCGGCAAUCCAUCGCUGGACGUAAUCUUAGGCGGCGGUCUGCCCAUAGGCUCAAUAUGCUUGAUAGAGGAAGAUCGCUUUAUGACACAUGCCAAGGUGCUGGCCAAGUAUUUUUUGGCCGAGGGCGUGCUAAGCAAACACGAGAUAUUUCUGGGCAGUCUGGAUGACUUGCCGCGUGAAAUGCUGCGCCGGCUGCCACAGCCGCUGAGCGAGGAAGAAGUGGAGCUGGAGCAGCAGGCGAGCGAACAGCCGGCGGAUAAGAAUGGACUGCGCAUUGCGUUUCGCUACAGCGACUUGCCGCUGGUCAACUCCGAGCAGGCUACCAAAAUAGGCCAUCACUUUAAUCUGAUGGAGCUAAUGGACUAUAUGAUGCUGUGUGAGGCGCAAACCAAUGUGUGGGAUGAUAACUAUAAGGCAGACAUCAACGAUCAACGAGUGAUCAACGAGUACAUAAAGGAAUGGGCCGAGGAUGAUAUAAGCAACUCUUCCAAUUCGCUAGAGCGUGAGGCGGACAUCAACUCCACUGUGGAGGCUGAUGGCGACAUUAGUGUUACUAACAAUAAUAACAACAGCAGCACUGCCACAACAAGCACCACAAGCACAUCGCCAGCUGGCGCACAGCCAGCACCACCUCCGCCACCGCCGCCAGCAGCAGCAUCUGUGGCCGCUGCAAUGGAAACACAAUAUUUCUACAAUCAACGCUAUGGCCGCCUGCUCAACGAUCUGCAGCAGCUGCUGCGCUACGAAAGCUUCGCGCCCGGCAUCAAUACGCAGCAGAAGAGUCUGUGUCGCGUCUGUCUCACCUCGCUGGGCUCACCGCUGUGGUACGACGAUCACUUUGCCGAGGAUUUGCUCAAGUUUCUAACAAUACUGCGCGCCAGCAUACGCAGCUGCACGGCCGUUUGCUUCAUCACCAUGCCCAUGCAUCUGAUUGCCAAAUACGACGCCAGUCUGGUGGCCAAAAUACGUCAAUUGGUAGACUAUGCCAUUGAGCUGGAAUCAUUUGCUGGCUCUGAGCGUGAAACGCAUGCAGCGUUCAAGGAAUACAGCGGUCUGCUGCAUCUGCGCAAGAUGAGCGCCAUCAAUACGCUCGCCGUGCAUAUGCCGGAGACCACGGAUUUGGCCUUCAAGCUGCGCAGAAAGAAGUUUGUUAUUGAAAAGCUGCACUUGCCGCCAGAUCUGCAGGAAAGCACCGAUGCUGCUCAAGCUAGAGAUAUGAUGUCUAUGCCCAAGUGUAUGCCGACUGCGUCAAAUAAUUCCAAUGCCUCCAUGGAUUUCUAGUGCCUAUGUGGCCUUUAUUAUGGCCCCACAACCCCCCCUUAUACCAUUGCCACAAACAUUUUGUUGGUUGUUUCUUUUAAAUUUACUUUAUACUCCACGCUGGCACAAACAAAUCCAAAGUGUUGCAACUGAAAAUCAAAAGAACACACAUUUUGGCCACAAUGCAUGCUAAAAGCAUCAAAAACCUAUAUACAACUAAAACAAUUACAAUAUAAACGUAUAUUUAAAACAUACAAGCAAG
Drosophila busckii is the source of this 1676-nucleotide messenger RNA. It is a transcript of the gene Elp4, whose product is annotated as putative elongator complex protein 4. Gene Ontology annotation, cellular component: cytoplasm; elongator holoenzyme complex; transcription elongation factor complex. Bases 71 to 1435 code for a protein of 454 amino acids. Gene Ontology annotation, biological process: tRNA wobble uridine modification. The record is from RefSeq and is a predicted model, not a curated record. The transcript has 4 exons. Lineage: Eukaryota; Metazoa; Arthropoda; Insecta; Diptera; Drosophilidae.